AUGGACACCAUCUUUCGUUCUUCAGAAUCGUUACCAUCUUUGCAUUCUUUCCAAUCGCUUCAAAAGCGGUUAAAUGACUCUGGGCGAAGUUCGGUGCACCUACUUGCUUACCUGAGUCAAGACUCAGCUAGAAGUAUAAAAAGUGUCAGUUCUCAUGAAACAAACCAAGUUGACUCACAUGCAACGACGCUUCCAAGUGAAAGGCCCGACGAUUCCGAAGCCUGGUGGAGUGACUUGAUUGACUUGAAGCCAUUUAACUUGCGUCCAUUAUCUGAUUUUGGCGUAAACCUCACUAGUAGCCUUCCUGAGGAUAAGCUCAAGUCUUCACGGUUUGGGACCGCUCCUGCUCGUCCACGUCGUAGGCCUCCUCCUCUCCAGCUCGACCCGCAUAUAGUUAGCUCGAGAAAAGAGAACAUAUCUCCUUCCGCUAUGCGAUAUUCCACGAGGCCCAAAAUCUCAACCGGCAUAUCUGAACUUGAUUCAUCGUCUCCUUGGUUCAUCCUUAAUCAGUUCCCAGCACCUCCGGUAGUACCUUCAUUAAUAAGAGGAUCUAAAACGAACACCGAUAUCCACAAGCUUUCGGGUGGGAUUGAUCGUCUUAGCCCUUGUUUUACCCCUACGACAAAGGGUUCCCCUAUACAACAAGUGGAAUAUCAACCAUCACUCUCUUCCAUAAAAAAGAAACGGCGAUCUUCUUUUGGGUCCCUCGGUAGGGCGUUAAAAACUACUCAGGUGUCAAUGCCCCACACCGCACCACCGAUCCCUCCUAUAUGGCUGCAGUCUGAUCCUAUGUGUACGAUGGAGAGCAGGUCAAAGUCAUCUGCUGGCUUGCAGCCACGUGAUACAUUAAAGUCUAGAUUAUUCUCUAUUGGAACCUCUCCGAAGGCGAUUUCGCAAGGGUUUGACUUUGAUGGAGGAGAACCUCUGUCUAGUUCAGUUUCACGCCGCGGAAACAGGACGGUCAGCGAGUCAGCUCAAAAGAGUGUAAACUUACGUGAGUGCGCACGGCCGGUCGAACCUCGUUCACGGAGUGUGAGCCAGCCAAUUCAGUCCAGAAAUAAGAAGGAUAAGAUGGGGAUCAAAACGGGAUCAAGAGAUGAUAUCCCUCCAUUGCCUAAAGAUUUUCGUACACACCUUGUUAUUCCUGAGCGACGGAUACGUUCUCCAUCUUAUUUCAGCAUUCCGAUUCCUCCAAGGAAACAGGCAGACCCGAGCCCUACACAGACCGUGUUCUCACCUGAGGACAGGGUGUCGCCGACCAUGAUAAUUCCAGGAAGCGAAAAUCUUGACCGCCCCGAAGAAACUAUGUACCUACCUGCCUCUGGAAGUGUGGCCUCGUUGACCGCUGAUCUGGACCCAUUUGGCGCCGGGGAGCCGGUAUCGUUCUUUAGAAUGGAAUAUGGAGCCUCAACGGAUAAGAUUCAAGCUACAACCACUUUCCAUAGGAUUGUCAGCCUGGACAUGGCAACAUCGAAUAAGCUGUCGUCAGCACAAGAAUCCAGGACAGUCCAUCAAGUUCCAAAUAUUGUCAUAUCGUCUUCUGGGUGCCUGGAAGAGCUCAGAGAGUAA
Molecule: messenger RNA, 1569 nt
Organism: Rhizoctonia solani
Lineage: Eukaryota; Fungi; Basidiomycota; Agaricomycetes; Cantharellales; Ceratobasidiaceae
Exons: 3
Coding region: 1-1569 (522 amino acids)
Source: RefSeq, a predicted model, not a curated record